CCGCUGGGCGAGGUGGAGGUGAGGGCGGGCGCCAGCGAACUCGGAGAGCCGCUCGCACACUCGCGGGCGAUCCCAGCCACCGCCGCACCCGCAGCAGCACCAGCAGCACCGGCCGUCGCCGCUUCCUGCCUCGCACUCCCCUCCAGAGACUGGCCAAGCGGGUGUAGCCGCCGGGGGAGGCUCCUGCUAAGGGAACCCGGCGAGGACAAGAGCCGGGAGGCUGACUGCCUCCCACUCCGCCUGUCCAGCGGUCGGUGUCUCUGCUCGCGUGUGUGUCCCGGGUGCCGGGGGAACCUGUGUCAGUUUGCGCCUCUGAGAUCACACGGCUGCCUAGGGGUCGUGUAAUGCCCAGGGCAAGUCUUGGCUUUCAGUUUUAUUAUUACUACUAUUAUUUUACGCUUGGCUUUCGGGAAACCCUCGUGAUGUUGUAGGAUAAAGGAAAUGACACUUUGAGGAACUGGAGAGAACAUACACGCAUUUGGGUUUGAAGAAGAAACCGGUCCCCGCUUUCCCCUGCUUGCUCCCUCUUGGCUGAUGUCAGGAGCUAUCUCCUAGUGAGGUGGGGAUUCCAGCAAGAAUUAAAGGUGAAGACGGGCCACCGGGACCCAGGAGGGAAACGCUGAUCAUUAGAGACCUUUGCAGAAGACACUACAAGGAAGAAAAUUAGAGAGAGGAAAAACACAAAGACAUAAUUAUACGAGAUUCCACAAACCUAGCCCUGGAGAAAGCCUCUUUCAAAAAUGGAUAUGUUCCCUCUUACCUGGGUUUUCUUAGCUCUGUACUUUUCAGGACACAAAGUGAGAAGCCAACCAGACCCACCCUGUGGAGGUCGGCUGAAUUCCAAGGAUGCGGGCUACAUCACCUCCCCAGGUUACCCCCAGGACUAUCCCUCUCACCAGAACUGUGAGUGGGUCGUCUACGCCCCCGAACCCAACCAGAAGAUUGUCCUCAACUUCAACCCUCACUUUGAAAUCGAGAAGCACGACUGCAAGUAUGACUUCAUUGAGAUUCGGGAUGGGGACAGUGAGUCAGCUGACCUCCUGGGCAAACACUGUGGGAACAUCGCUCCACCCACCAUCAUCUCCUCUGGCUCCAUGUUAUACAUCAAGUUCACAUCAGACUAUGCCCGGCAGGGGGCAGGUUUCUCCCUACGCUACGAGAUCUUCAAAACAGGCUCUGAAGAUUGUUCCAAGAACUUCACAAGCCCCAAUGGGACCAUUGAGUCUCCCGGGUUUCCAGAGAAGUAUCCACACAAUCUGGACUGCACCUUCACCAUCCUGGCCAAACCCAGGAUGGAGAUCAUCCUGCAGUUCCUGACCUUUGACCUGGAACAUGACCCUUUACAAGUGGGAGAAGGAGACUGCAAAUAUGACUGGCUGGACAUCUGGGAUGGCAUUCCACAUGUUGGUCCUCUGAUUGGCAAGUACUGUGGGACCAAAACACCCUCCAAACUCCGCUCAUCCACGGGGAUCCUCUCCCUGACCUUUCACACGGAUAUGGCAGUGGCCAAGGAUGGCUUCUCUGCACGUUACUACUUGGUCCACCAAGAGCCGCCUGAGAACUUUCAGUGCAAUGUCCCUCUGGGAAUGGAGUCCGGCCGGAUUGCUAAUGAACAGAUCAGUGCCUCAUCCACCUUCUCUGAUGGGAGAUGGACUCCUCAACAGAGCCGGCUCCAUGGUGAUGACAAUGGCUGGACACCCAACUUGGAUUCCAACAAGGAGUAUCUCCAGGUGGACCUGCGCUUCCUAACCGUGCUGACAGCCAUUGCAACACAGGGAGCGAUUUCCAGGGAGACCCAGCGAGGCUACUACGUCAAAUCGUAUAAGCUGGAGGUCAGCACCAAUGGUGAGGAUUGGAUGGUCUACCGGCAUGGCAAAAACCACAAGAUAUUUCAAGCUAACAAUGAUGCGACUGAGGUGGUUUUAAAUAAACUCCACAUGCCACUGCUGACAAGGUUCAUCAGGAUCCGCCCCCAGACGUGGCACUUGGGCAUUGCCCUUCGAUUAGAGCUCUUCGGCUGUCGAGUCACAGAUGCACCCUGCUCCAGCAUGCUGGGGAUGCUCUCUGGCCUCAUAGCAGAUAACCAAAUCUCUGCCUCCUCCACCCGAGAGUACCUCUGGAGCCCCAGCGCUGCCCGCCUGGUUAGCAGCCGUUCUGGCUGGUUUCCCCGGAACCCUCAGGCCCAGCCAGGUGAAGAGUGGCUUCAGGUGGACUUGGGGACGCCCAAGACAAUAAAAGGUGUCAUCAUCCAGGGAGCCCGUGGAGGGGAUAGCAUCUCUGCUAUGGAAGCCAGAGCAUUUGUACGCAAGUUCAAAGUCUCCUACAGCCUAAAUGGCAAGGACUGGGAAUACAUCCAGGACCCCAGGACUCAGCAGCCAAAGCUGUUUGAAGGGAACAUGCACUAUGACACUCCCGACAUCCGAAGGUUUGAUGCAGUUCCAGCACAGUAUGUGCGCGUGUACCCAGAGAGAUGGUCACCAGCAGGCAUUGGGAUGAGGCUGGAGGUCCUGGGCUGUGACUGGACAGACUCCAAGCCCACAGUGGAGACACUGGGACCCACCAUAAAGAGUGAAGAGACCACCACCCCUUAUCCCAUGGAUGAGGAUGCCACCGAGUGUGGGGAAAACUGCAGCUUUGAGGAUGACAAAGAUUUGCAACUCCCUUCGGGAUUCAACUGCAACUUUGAUUUCCCCGAAGAGCCCUGUGGUUGGAUGUACGACCGUAACAAGUGGCUCAGAAGUACCUGGAUCAGCAGUGCCAGCCCCAAUGACCGAACAUUUCCAGAUGACAAGAACUUCUUGAGACUACAGAGUGACGGCCGGCGAGAGGGCCAGUAUGGGCGGCUCAUCAGCCCACCUGUGCACCUGCCCCGAAGCCCUGUGUGCAUGGAGUUCCAGUACCAAGCUACCGGUGGCCACGGGGUGGCACUGCAGGUGGUUCGGGAAGCCAGCCAGGAAAGCAAACUCCUCUGGGUCAUCCGUGAGGACCAGGGCAGUGAAUGGAAGCAUGGACGCAUUAUCCUGCCCAGCUAUGACAUGGAGUAUCAGAUCGUGUUCGAGGGAGUGAUAGGGAAAGGACGAUCGGGAGAGAUUGCCAUCGACGACAUUCGUUUAAGCACUGAUGUCCCACUGGAGAACUGCAUGGAACCCAUCUCAGCGUUUGCAGGUGAGGAUUUUAAAGGGGGCACCCUCCCGCCAGGGACCGAGCCCACAGUGGACACGGUGCCCGUGCAGCCCAUCCCAGCCUACUGGUAUUACGUUAUGGCAGCCGGGGGCGCAGUGCUGGUGCUGGUCUCCGUCGUGCUGGCCUUGGUGCUCCACUACCACCGGUUCCGCUAUGCGGCUAAGAAGACCGAUCACUCCAUCACCUACAAAACCUCCCACUACACCAACGGGGCCCCUCUGGCAGUGGAGCCCACCCUAACUAUUAAGCUAGAGCAAGAGCGGGGCUCACACUGCUGAGGGCCGAAGCAGGAACAGCGCCCAAACAAGAAAGACUGCAAACACGUUGCCUCGAUUUUGCACUUUUUUUCUCCUCGCCUAGUCUCUGUGUGAACCCUCAGACAGCUCUCUCCAGGGUCCCCAACCCUGAGCACUCUUAUCUGCCCCAACUAUUCUCUGUGAUCCUUGGUUCCUGUUUCUCUUUGCCCUGAUAUUUUGUUUUCCUUAUCAUUAUUUUUCCUUUUAAUCUUGUCUCUUUUAUUCCCUUUCUUUUUUCCUUCCUUCCUUCCUUCCUUCCUUCCUUCCUUCCUUCCUUCCUUCUUUUUCCAUGAUUCUAAACCACAAAACCCAACUCUUAAUGCUGCAUCUGGAAUCCCAGAAGAGUUCUGCCCCUAAGCACUUCACAACCCAAGGCUCAGUUGGUUUUGUUCCAGAGACAGGCCCUCUUGUUUUCUCCCCUCCUUGCCUUAUCCCAUCCCUCCUCUCCUAGGCAGGCUGCCAGGUGUCUGAAGGGAGCCUGGUUCUGUAUGUAUGUACACAGUACACUCCCAUGUGAAGAGGUGUGUGUGUGUGUGUGUGUGUGUGUGUGUGUGUGUGGUGGGUGUGGUGGGUGUGUGAGAGAGAGACUGACUCACUGUGGAGGGGGGGAGUGUGUGGGUGUGUGUAGAGAGGGGCUCUUCACUCAUUGCGUUACUUCUCCUGGGGUACAUUUUACAAGAAAAUAAUAUACUGUACACAUUUUGUUUACUUGGAGAAGAAACUGAAGCUUUUUUGUUGCCUUAUCUAGCUCUAUCUGGCUGGGUUUCUGUUGGCUGUCAUUGUCAUCUCCAGGUACCUAGAACAAUAGAGGCCACAUGGAAUACAAUGUGGUUGCAUCCUUAUCCCCUUCCCCAACCCACCUGACCCAAGAAGAUGGCUCCUCCAGUACACUCAGACAUAGCCCCUUUUGUUAUGUCUCCUGGUGUCUUUGAAGUCACAAGACAACAGCCAUUGGGUUCAUGGAGCCAUCCUUACUUCCAGCCCUGAAGCAAAUGUGUCUCAUGUUGCCUUAUAAAAGAAAAAAGAAGAAGAAAAAAGUUCAUAAUGAAUGUUUAGCUCUGAUGGUCCAAUCAUGGAGUAAGUCAUAAGACUAACACACCUGGGAUGAUGUUCGAUCAGUAGUCUUUAAAUGGAGAGCAAGAGGGGGGAGAUAGAAAAGAAGAGAUGGAAGGACUCAAAUAUUGUCUUUGCAAAGUCUCCUCACCCCAGGGCAUCAUUGCAUUGAGCCUAACAUGGGAUGGGGUUGAGGAAAAAGGUAUUCUUUGGUAUUAUUUUGGUCAUUGUAAUAGCAUUUGUAAAAUAUGAGGGAGAGGGGGUUUUUGUUUUCUUUUCAUGGUGUCAACAUGUGACUGAAUCUAUAGCUACUGGAGUAUAAGGCCGUCCACCUGACUUGUUCAAAAUAGUAUGAGAAAUCAGAAAGGAAUCCUUUGCUGAAAUGUACCUUGUGCUGUCCCUGAAAGCAAGCCCUGGUGGGCUGCCCUGACGUCCACAGAUGCCACAGCAUGGGCAAAGAGAAGGUGCCAUGAUAAAGGCACACCCAUGGCUGCCCAUUCUUCUUCCUCAAACAACGCACAGGGAGGGAUGCAGUGAGCAGUUGCCCAAUAAAAGGAUUGAGUAAAUAACAAAGUCAAUUUUAUUGCACAAAAAAUGUGUUAUUUGAAGAUUUCCAGUAUACUAGGGCUCAGUCUUGGAGGUAUUUGUUUCCUGUUUUCUACCUUAAAAGCCUCUUGGGAAGGAUACAAUUCCCUCAAGAUGGUUUACUGGUCAGAUACACCUCCAGACACUUUCUAAGAACAAAAUACUAAUGAAUCUUUAAAAACAAAUGGCUUGGGAGAGAGCCGCUCAGCAUUCUUUCAGAGUAGCCAGAUAGAUCCCUCUCGCCCACUCUCAGCUUCUGCAUCUGGUUCCUUUCAUCCUUCUGAAAGGACGUGGUCUCCCACUCUUACUCUGUUUCAAAACCACAGCAGCUCUUCCAAGCAAAGAAAAGAUGAAAGGCUAGAGUGUGGCUACUUUGAGCUGUCCUACCCCAAUUGAAGAUGGAGAAGGAAGCAUGAGCAGAAGGUGGGCAGUAACGCUGGGUGCCGAGAGAACCAUGCCAGUCACCAAGGGCUUUUUAUCGGGAUCAUUCACCUCCAGCUGAAAAUUUAGGGCCGGGCUUUCCUUGCAAAUGAUUGACAUUCCUACAGGUGCCAUGUGGAGGCAUCAGAAAACCACAGCUAGAAAACCCAUGGGGUGUAGCAGAAGCAAGAUGGCAGAUACUUUGUGACCUUGCUCUAUGCUCAUCCAAUGCCCUAUGCAGCCAGCAUCAUCUUCACAUACAUGUCACAGAUGAGAAGAUGGUGAAUCCCAUGAAUGCCCUUCAGCUGUGAUUCAUGCUUAAUCUCUCUCUCUCUCUCUCUCUCUCUCUCUCUCUCUCUUUCUCUUGCUUGCCCUCUCUCCUACCCCCCCACACACUCCAGCAUCUUUCAUAGUAUUUUCUAAAAGUGCAGCUCAUGUGUAAAAUGCCAUGCCUUGUUGCUUUAAAAAGCAAAAUUCUGUAUCCAGUUGGGGAGGCGAGCGUCACUCUCUUCUAAGGAAACUGGACUGGACAGAUGAAUACAUGCAUGCCUGAGUGUAGCGUUGCUUCCCAGAAGACAAAGCAGUGAUACCAACUGUUAAAAUGUGAAAAAGUGCAUGAAUGAAGGGCCAGCUGGGGCUAGAAAGCAUUUGCCUUACUAGAGGUCUCACAAGAGCCCUUCCUGGAGCCUAUGCUAGCAGCUGCCAUCAUCUAUUGCUGGCAAAAGGAGAAAAAGGAAAACAAAACAAAUGUAGCAUUGCGGAAAAUAAGCUCAUCCUUUCCCUUGUCCCACUCUUUUUUAUUAAAACCAGAAUAGGUGACCCAGUAAUAUUUUUGAGGUUGAUACCCCAUCUUUUAAAAGACCCCAUCUUUAAAAUAAAAACAAGCAGGCAAGCAAACACCUAAAAGUUCAAAAAUUACCAAAGAACAACAAAACAAGAAAACCUAAAGAUUUUUACUUCCUAUUCUUAUCCCCUCUCCCUAUAACUGUGACACCCCUUGCAUUGCUCAGUUGCCUGUGUGUCAAAAUAACUUGUGGAUGUUGAAAACUAUUUGAAAAUGUAUUGUGUGGAAUGUAAUAAAAUGAUGAUAUUUUUAUACAAA
This is a messenger RNA of Cricetulus griseus (Chinese hamster), 6639 nucleotides long. The record is from RefSeq and is a predicted model, not a curated record. Lineage: Eukaryota; Metazoa; Chordata; Mammalia; Rodentia; Cricetidae.